Trichoderma virens Gv29-8 is the source of this 567-nucleotide messenger RNA. RefSeq lists its product as uncharacterized. Bases 1 to 567 code for a protein of 188 amino acids. Lineage: Eukaryota; Fungi; Ascomycota; Sordariomycetes; Hypocreales; Hypocreaceae. The record is from RefSeq and is a predicted model, not a curated record. The transcript is spliced from 2 exons.
AUGGCACCCGCUCGCAGGCCGCAACGCACAUCGCAGCGCAAACCGAAUAAGUCCAAGAGUUCAGUUAGAGAAUCCACAAAGCGACAGGCUUCAGCCCAGCCUGAUGAUUCGCGCGUGGAAACAGAUGUCCUUCUGGCUAUUCAGCCUAUCCACCUGAGCAAUAUUGUUCAUAGGCACAAAAACCAUGAGUACCGGAAAUACAGGCUGCGAGAUGGAGUGGAGCGGCUGUGGCUGUAUGAGACACAGGGAUCGCGAGAAGAUAAGGGCCGCAGUGCCAUAACUCACAUUGCUACCAUUCCUUCAAUUGUCCGCCACACACCAGGCACCGUGCCGGAAGAUCCUUUUGGUAUCGGAAAUGCUGAAUUUAAUGCUGGCCAAAAGCAAUCCAAGUACGGAUACUCAAUACUUGAGCUUUACGAGCUUAUUCGGCCCAUUACACUUGAAGAGAUGAAGCAGACGUGGAGAAUGGGCGCGCCAAUGGGAUGGUGCUACUUGAAAGAGGGAAUGUGGAAUGAUAGAUGGGGAGACGAGGAGGGAAGAUCAGACCGAGUCAAAAGAAUUUUUUAA